Punctularia strigosozonata HHB-11173 SS5 is the source of this 597-nucleotide messenger RNA. RefSeq names its product NAD(P)-binding protein. The record is from RefSeq and is a predicted model, not a curated record. The transcript has 7 exons. Bases 1 to 597 code for a protein of 198 amino acids. NCBI's taxonomy places the organism in Eukaryota, Fungi, Basidiomycota, Agaricomycetes, Corticiales, Punctulariaceae.
AUGAUCACCCCUACCGUGUGGCUCAUCUCCGGCGCAAAUCGCGGAAUCGGCUUGGGCAUCGUGAAAGUGCUCGCGGCUAAGCCGGACACGCUCGUCUUCGCCGGCGCGCGCAACCCACCCGCCGCGACCGACCUGCACGAGCUCGCGGCGCAGUAUCCGGGCAAGAUCAAGCGCGUUGCGGGAAGGCUGGAUGUCGUGGUAGCGAAUGCCGGAAUAUGCUCUUCAGUCAGCAGAGUGCUAGAUGAACCCCCGGACGCAUUGAGGGAACAUAUGGAGGUCAACGUGAUAGGCACCCUCGUCUUAUUCCAGGCUACGUAUCCCCUCCUCGUAGCGAGCACCAAGUCCCCCAAGUUCAUUCCGAUCUCCUCCAUUGACGGCAGCCUCACUAUCGCUCCGCCCGUACCAUACAAACUCUUCUCAUGCUGCGCAAGCAAGGCUGCCGAGAACUGGCUGAUCACACGCAAGAUGCAUUUCGAUCAUGAAAGCGAUGGCCUCGGUCGUGUUGGGUAUGCAUCCAGCUGCCGCGGAGACGGGGAUGGCCGAUGCGCUGCGCGAGAACGUUGGAGGCAAUAUGACGGCAAGCGGCUCGAAUGGUGA